AUGUCAACAGAGAUGAAAUAUAUUAUUUUCCUGUUUGCCACCCUUGUCUGUUGCUUAGCAGUACGUCAGCAGGCAGUUGGUGUCACCGGUCGACUCAUGUGUGGAGAUAAACCCGCAUCGGGCGUGAAAGUCAAAUUGUGGGAUGAAGACGAUGGUCCUGACCCCGAUGAUCUUCUUGACCAAGGAGUUACUGAUGCCCAGGGGAAUUUCAAGCUAAAGGGUUCGGAACGUGAAACAACUGACAUUGAUCCAGUAUUUAAAGUGUAUCACGAUUGUGACGACGGCUUGAAGCCCGGUCAACGAAAAGUGAAAUUCCGCAUUCCCAGCUCUUACAUAUCAGCUGGAGCAUCACCAAAACGUAUGUUUAACAUCGGCGUGCUCAACCUGGAAACCAUUUUCCCCAAGGAGGAACGUGAUUUUAUCUGA
Necator americanus (New World hookworm) is the source of this 426-nucleotide messenger RNA. RefSeq lists its product as uncharacterized. The record is from RefSeq and is a predicted model, not a curated record. Gene Ontology annotation, cellular component: cell surface. Lineage: Eukaryota; Metazoa; Nematoda; Chromadorea; Rhabditida; Ancylostomatidae. The transcript is spliced from 5 exons. The coding region runs from base 1 to 426 and encodes 141 amino acids.